Messenger RNA from Rodentolepis nana, 291 nucleotides. NCBI's taxonomy places the organism in Eukaryota, Metazoa, Platyhelminthes, Cestoda, Cyclophyllidea, Hymenolepididae. The record is from the annotation of a GenBank genome assembly.
AAUUCUCUAUUUUUCCAACUCUUCCCCAUUGUGGUCCGUAUUCCUCCAAUUUGCUCCAUUUCUUAUUUUUCUGUCACAGUCGCUGUACACAAUGAUAACAGACACCAUUUCCCCAUUUCCUUUCUGAUUUUCUUUGCAGCUUUUAUUUGUCGGUCUCACUUCGUCGUCCAUCUGUUUCUCAAUCUAGGACACGUGUCAAAUAUGUCUUCUUUCCAUGUCUGUCCCCCUCCCCCCCCUCUCUCUCUCUAUGCAUACGAGUUCAAGGUAACUAAUAUUAAUAAGCGGAUUUAA